AUGACAGCCUCGUCUACAACAGAUGCUAUCGUAGUUGGCAUGAAGGCCGUGACAUUAGACCAUCCUCAUGCCGACUACUACUAUCCAGAUGACACAGCCAGUGACUCCACAAUAACAGCUACUGCCAAGGACUUAUCUCGACAUGCAACGGAAAAAAGACAGGACUGGAGAGAUGAAAUUGAGCAUUCUUUUGACUCAAGUUGUAAUGAUAAUAAUUACACUCUGGAUGAUUUCAAUGCUUAUGAAACUACCAUUAUGCAAUCCUUUCUUGAGCCCAGCUGUCCUGAAUACAUGGAUCCACCUCCAUUGCCUAAACAGAAAUCAAGAUUUUCUGUCAUCAAGUCCAAGGUAAAGCAAGCAUUUUGCAUUGCCUCGCCUACUAGCCAUUAUCAUUAUCCACAACAGCAGCAGCAGCAAGGACUAAUGCAAUCGUCCUUGCCUGUAUUUCCUACCGCUACAACAUGCAACAGUAGCGUUGAUACUAGAUGGAAUCCGUCCAUUGAUUCGUCUAUUUGUUCUUCUAGUACAUUGCGACCACCAGAUCAAACUUCGACACAUUCCAACAAGUCAAAUGCUUCUUCCUCCAAACCAUAUUCGUAUGGGUUUCAGUAUAGUAACAGUAGCAGCAGCAGCCCUCCAUUCGCAACCACCCAGAAGCCACCACAAAGACAUUCCACCGUAUCCAGAAUAAAGAACCGCUUCAGCCGAACUCCAUCUUUGGGCACAUUGCCAAUAUCUGUCCCUACUACACCUAUUAAGGGCAUUCUAAAGAAACAAACAAAUGCUGCGACAACUACAAAACCAACAAAAACAAUGCGCCCAUCACUUACGAGGCCAGCCAGUGCUUUGCUUCCUACUGACCCGCGUCAACAGCAUCAGCUGCGAAAGAAGAGAUGGUCUAUCGCUCGAUUUUCGGUCUACAGCAGCAAUCCACAGACAAAGAAGCGUUAUUCUGUAUUUUCCGUCAUGAACAACGACAAGCGAAGAUCACAACCACUACAACAGACAUUGCUAUCAGUAGAAAACGGCAGAGUACGCUUUAACAUGUACCUGGAUGUUCAAGAAACGUACGCAAAAGGCGAUUACGAUCGCAGCUCGGACCCUGAUGCUGUCUGUAACAGACUCACGGCUGCCACCGCUACACAAAUCAAGCGAGAGUUAAAUUACUUCAAGCUCCAUGAAAUGCAAGUUCAUGAUUACAGCAGAGAGUACACACACUUUUUCACGUAA
Messenger RNA from Mucor velutinosus, 1230 nucleotides. RefSeq lists its product as uncharacterized. NCBI's taxonomy places the organism in Eukaryota, Fungi, Mucoromycota, Mucoromycetes, Mucorales, Mucoraceae. The transcript has 2 exons. Gene Ontology annotation, biological process: actin cytoskeleton organization. Gene Ontology annotation, molecular function: actin binding. The record is from RefSeq and is a predicted model, not a curated record. Bases 1 to 1230 code for a protein of 409 amino acids.